Messenger RNA from Eruca vesicaria subsp. sativa (arugula), 1747 nucleotides. Lineage: Eukaryota; Viridiplantae; Streptophyta; Magnoliopsida; Brassicales; Brassicaceae. The record is from the annotation of a GenBank genome assembly.
UUAGUUUGGAAGAUCACAUCAUCGACUCCUGAAAAAUAUCGAAGCGGAAGCUUGGGGAGGGAAAUCGAUGAAGCUCUUGCAGUUGAUAUUCUUAUUAGCUUUAACAACUGGAAUAUCCGCUGUUCUCAUCUACAUCAUCGGCGUCUCAAAUCUCUACGAAUCGAAUCGGCUUAGCAAUGAAGAUUUAGAGGCGUUGCUGUCCCUCCAGAGCGGAUUCCAGAAGUGCGUUAGUGCAAAUGGCUUGGGACUACAAGCUGCUACUGGUAGUGAUUACUGUAAAGUCUCAGUAAACUUCCCCAAGGAUACUAUACCUAAAUGGAAAGAUCCUAAGUCUGGAGAGCUUGAAGGACUGUCUUAUGAGUUUGACUUGUGCGAAGCAGUAGCUACAUGGGAACAAGUCAGGAAUAGUUCUACGAUACUCACUAGGGAAUAUAUUGAUGCCUUACCAAAUGGAUGGGAGGAUUAUGCAUGGCGCAGAAUCAAUAAAGGAAUACAACUUAAUCGUUGCCAGAAUAAAUCUCUAUGCGUCGAGAAGCUUGCAUUGGUGCUACCUGAAACACCUCCUUAUUUUCCUCGCCAGUUUGAGCGAUGUGCUGUUAUCGGUAACUCUGGUGAUCUCUUGAAAACAAAAUUUGGAAAGGAGAUAGAUACUUACGAUGCGGUUAUUAGAGAAAAUGGUGCUCCAAUUCAGAACUACAAGGAAUACGUGGGAGAGAAAAGUACAUUCCGUCUUCUUAAUCGAGGGUCAGCAAAAGCCCUUGACAAAGUCGUGGAGUUGGAUGAAAAAAAGCAAGAGGUACUACUAGUUAAAACAACAAUUCAUGAUAUUAUGAACAAGAUGAUUCGGGAGGUUCCAAUAAAAAAUCCGGUGUACUUAAUGCUUGGUGCUUCAUUUGGCUCAGCAGCCAAAGGAACUGGGCUCAAGGCUCUUGAAUUUGCUCUCUCGACUUGUGAUUCAGUGGAUAUGUAUGGUUUCACUGUGGACCCGGGUUAUAAAGAGUGGACUAGAUAUUUUUCAGAAUCGCGACAAGGACAUACUCCUUUGCAUGGUAGGGCCUACUACCAGAUGAUGGAAUGCUUGGGUCUCAUUAAAAUACACUCUCCCAUGAGAGCUGAUCCAAACCGAGUCGUAAAAUGGCUGCCAAGUCGAAAAACAGUUAGAUCUGCAAGAAUUGCAGCAGAGAAGCUCUUAAGGAGAGUUGGAGCAGGAUCUGCAGACCCAUUAGCUUCAUGCUCAAUAGUAAAGAAGAGAAGCAAAAACAAGCAUCCAAUGGUCUCACACCUAAGAAAACCUGCGAGGGACCAUCAAAAAUUUGUGAGAAGCACGACUAUGUACCCAUUGGAGCACAGUCCAGGACAUAGUCAGCUUUGCAUUACACCAGCUGCCUAAAGAAACUGCUUAUAUAGAAAUUGAUUUUUCCUCCAUACACUAAAGCACAAUACAGGACGACGAUUGAUUCAAAAGCAAGUCCUACCUCUCCUAUGAUAGUGUCAUUAUAUGGAGUUCAAGACCAUCAAGAUGAGAAUUUUCUGGGUAUUUUCUAGAGGUUAGGAUUGGUUAUUUUGUUAUCCUGUUUACAAAAUUUUCUUCACCAGAGAUAGGCAAAUGUGAGAUAGAACUUGGGAGCUAGAGAUUUGAUUGCUCCAUGUCUAAUUUUAGUACAUAAGCAACUGUUUUAUGUUCUUUUUUUUGUUGCAUUUAAUAUUUGUGUUAAUUUGAAAACAACACCGAAAAGUAUGAUGAGAA